UCAAAGUCUGUCCACCCUGACGGUACUUGAGGACUUUUUAUCAAAGAGACCCAUGCCUGGAGGCAUCGCAACCACUGAUGGCCAGAAUCCAAACUGGGUUCGCAACCUCAAUUACUACAGACUGGACGGGAGUACAUCUGCCUCAGAGCGAGAACGACUUAUUAACCAGUUUAAUGAUCCGGAGAACACAACAACAUGGGUUUUCUUACUUUCUACCAGAGCGGGCUGUUUGGGGGUAAAUUUGAUCGGGGCCAGUCGGGUCAUUGUGUUUGAUGCAUCGUGGAACCCCUGUCAUGACGCCCAGGCAGUAUGUCGUGUGUACCGUUACGGUCAGAGGAAACCCUGCUACAUUUACCGCCUCGUCUGCGACUUCACACUGGAGAAGAAGAUCUACGAUAGACAGGUGUCCAAACAGGGCAUGUCUGAUCGUGUCGUUGACGACUUGAACCCAGUGCUGAACUUCACCCGUAAAGAAGUGGAGUCACUGCUGCAUUUUGUAGAAGAGGAGCCUGAAGCUGAAAAACUUUUGAUGGAAUCUCAGGACUUAGAAUCAGUGAUUCGUCAAGCUUGUCAGCUUUACCCAAACCUCAUCACAAAGCCACCUUUCCACCACGAGUCACUGCUGGUGGAUCGCAAGGAGUCGAAACUGACCAAAGCAGAGAAGAGAGCUGCAAAGAAAAGCUAUGAGGAUGAGAAACGAGCCUCUGUCCCCUACUCUCGCCCGUCGUAUGUCCCCUAUUACCCAACAAGUGAUCAUACGCUUGCGAGCAUAGCAGCCUUUAAUCAACGUGGCUGGCGUCCCCUGACACGACCAGAUGACAAACCAGUAGCAAGUGUCAGGCCCAUCCAGUCGACACCAAUCCCAAUGAUGCCUCGCCAAGUGGGCAUGGGCAUGUCGGGCUUCAGCUCUGCAGGCAACCUCCCUCUCAACUUCCUGCAGAAAGCUGGAGUUUAUGUGCAAAGGAUUGUCACCACUACUGACAUUGUAAUCCCUGGACCCAACGGUUCAUCAGAAAUUCAAGCUCACAUUCCUAUAGGAGAGAGCAUCCACAUUAUCAGAGGAUCUAAAGGUACUUACAUCAGGACGAACGAUGGAAGGAUUUUUGCUAUUCGAUCUGGAAAGAAUAGCAGAUCUGUGAUUGGGACGUCUGCUUCUUCUAGAGGCUCACAGAGCUCCUCAAUCCAGCGAGUCAGUAAUGGUUGUUCAUCGCCUGUAGAUCAGCAGCAGCGCUCUCCUAACAGUGACCAGCAGCCUUCUUCUCCUUCCAGCUCUGAGAUUCUCAGAGAGCUCAGCAACUACACUUCAUCCGCAGGCGAUGCCUCUUCCGGUGCAGGGAACGAACCAUCAUUACCGUCCGACGUGUCGUCUGUGCCUGCGGGAGACGAAGGCAGUUCACAGACCAGUGAUCUCCGGAGGGAAGUCAGUGAUGAGCUCCUGAGUUCAGCGUUAGAGGUGCGAGGCAAGAAACGCAAGCACAACGACAACCAGGGCAGCAACGCGCAGACAGGAGGCAAACACACUUCAGCCGCAGCUCAUUUUCCAAGUCUGCCUUUGGGUUCGAGUGGGCUCAGUUUCCCGCCUGUGAGUCUGAACUCUUCGUCCCUGCUGGGGAAUCUCAGCCACAUGAGUCAACCUCUUCUAAUGGCUGGUGGUGGAUCAUCGUUCCUUCAGCCUCCUGGACAAACCAUGGCUGACCUACAGUCCAUGUUCCCCUCAGCCGGUGCAGACUUACUGAGACAACCUGCUAUAGGGAACGGGCACCUUCCUACCCCGUCCUCAUCCUCUGCUUUCUCCUCUGCAUCCACCACUGUUCCUAUGUCGUCUUCACCCUCAGCAGGAACCUCUUCCUCCCUCCCCUCUGCCCCUUUGCCUCCGUACUUAAUGAACCAAAACAUGGCAGGUCUUCUCUCUCCAAAUUUCUCUGUCGGCUACGGUCAGCCGCUGCUUUCCGCACCAAGAAUGUUCCCCAACACUCUGCUCCCGGGGACGGGGGGGUUCUCAACGCCCAACUCCAACUCUGCCACACCUGGCUUUCUCUCCCAUUUCAACAACCCCACUUCCAGCCUGCUGGGGGCCGCUUUGGCCCAACCAGACAGAUAUCCGAGUUCUGUAAACGGAGGGGACAGUUCUGAUGACGAUGUUAUUGAGGUGACAGGACAGUAACGUUUCGAACAGCCACACAGUCCAGCACGUUUUACUUAAAGAACAUAUGGUAAUAAUUAUACAAACUAUAACUAAAAUCUUUACAAUAAAUGCUUAAUUAGAAAGAAAAGUCAUUUGUUGAUAGAAAAACUAAUCUUGAAUACAGAUCUAAACAGGUUUAAAUGUAUGAAUUACAUUCUUUUCAGGGAGUAAAUGUUAAUUAUGAACACAAAGAUACAAUAAAAAUCAAAAGUUUCUGAUCCAUCCCUAAAAUAGAGUUGAGUUCCCCCUCCUAAUGCACUUCGUACACACAGACUCUCCCCUGCAGACGAGGGAAUCAACCUAAUGGCUACACUGUCUAGAGAAACACAAAUCCUUAUGCUGAAAAUCUCAGACUUGUUCGGCUGGAGCAGCAGAUCAACGGGAACGGAUUGUCAUACGAGGACCAGCUGCAACUUUCAGGGGCCGCCCACAGCUUCUGCUGCUACGUUUUUACUGCAGGUGUCGCCGCGAUGAGCUUCAUGUGAAAAAUGUUAUUAGAACUGUUUAAUGUUGGAUUUUUUUCAUGGUGUAUUGCCAUGAAACUGUUGGGCGCAAAUGGAUUUCCUUUGCUGAGCUCUCCUGUUGAACACUGAUCCUGUGAAAAGCCUGGAAACUUCACAGUAGAUAUUGGAGUCUUAGUGUUGGUCAGAUUUACAAUAUACAGAGAAAAUCCUUCGAGGCUUACCUUUAAAACCAGAAAUUUUAGGUAUUCAGAGCAUAUUUUAGUCUUUAGCAGUUUGAUAGACAUUGUAGCAUCCCCUGUUGAAAAGAUGUGUGACGCUAUAACUCAAGAUGUUCAUACUUUGUACAUAAGUCUUUAUCAUUGUUUAUAUUCCAAGUCAAAACUGUGCAGUGUGUAGAUUUUGGUUGUAGCGAGAUUGUUUAAUAUUACAGUAACUAUCUUGAUGAUAAACUCACCCAGACAAAGUUAUGUUCAGUUUAAUCUUUUACUUUUGUUUCCCUUCAAACUAAAAGGAAUGUACUUUCAUGUUAGCCUUCGUCAACACAGGGACUGGGACAUGGAUUUGUACUGUGUGCUUUAAGUUUUAGCCUUAAGUAACGCAAAUGGUCUUGAGUUUUAGGAUUUAUAUGUUGCACCAAUCGGCUUUUUAUCAAACUGACAGAAAGUCAUCAACAAACUCAAAAUAUGCUUAAUGCAGAUACAGAAUGGUGAAAACAAGCAGCGAGGUUGAAAGCCCAAAGGAGCUUGAACCAAGGUUUUAUGUUACUAGUUCAAGAUCUUAUCUUGUCUCUUUUGGUUUCUUACAGAAGUUGCUUCAUCUUUUCUAUUUCCCCUAAACCCCAUAUGACAUAAGAAUUUAAAGACUUUAUUUUCAGGACAAAUGUUACCAAAACUACAGGAAUAAUUCCAUCUGCACAGCCAGGGAAGGUGAAACCUCUAGUUAAUGUAGCCACAAACCAUCUUAACCAGAUAAGUUUGAUAUAUCCAUAAAACUGCCGGUGACUGUGGCACAACCUGCUGAAGUUGAUGCGGGGGGCCUUACAAAAAAAAAAAGAGUGCCAUUUUUUGGUGAUCGCUCUUCCCUUAGACGCAGUGCGUGUGAGUAGCUUCUGUCUGUAGUGUCGGUGUAGGUACGCAUUGCAUUUGGGAGUUUAGGUGCUCUUCUCUGUAGCCGUCCGUUUCUGUGUUGUCACGACGCUUCAAGGUGUUUAGAUUUAGGGAAGCCACCUUCCUCUGUUGUAAAUUAGGCUCGCUACAGUGGUUAUUAGCCUUUAGAAAACACUGGAUAAGCUGAGACAACAGACCAUUCCCUAGGAAUUUAUGUUUCAUUUAUGAGUUUGUUUCCUGACUGUUUGCUUUGAAUUUGCUUAUUCUUUCUCUUUUGUGGUUUUCUUCAUCAAAACCUGUGAUUUAGUUUGCUUUAGAUUUCAAGGUGGCUCUAGUACUUUGUAAAUUAAUCAUUUCAGCAGAGGAACUGUACAAAAUACAUAAUAGAUAUCCCAUGUUUUUAUUUGUACUUUUUUCAUCAUGUAUGUAUUCAUUCAUUAUGUGUAGUAAGUACCUUUUUCUUUCAUCUGGAGUAAUCACAUAAAAAUGUUUUUUUUUUUUUUUUACCCCUUUCCUUCAGUUGUCCGUAGUUUUCAUUUAAUUGUCUGAAAUGUACUUAUUUAUAAUAAAAAUAGGCUUUUAUAACCUUUUAUUAUUUUUUUUACUGUUCAUUUACUUUGAUCCAUGAAUGGCUGAUUCAGUGAGAGUUUCAUACCUGCAGCCUAAAUCAAAGUAAAAAAAAACAUAACUAUGUGAUAUUAAUGUUAUUUGAACAAUAAAACACUUCUACUGCAGUGUGAA
Austrofundulus limnaeus is the source of this 4496-nucleotide messenger RNA. RefSeq names its product helicase ARIP4. Gene Ontology annotation, molecular function: ATP binding; ATP hydrolysis activity. Lineage: Eukaryota; Metazoa; Chordata; Actinopteri; Cyprinodontiformes; Rivulidae. Gene Ontology annotation, cellular component: nucleus. The record is from RefSeq and is a predicted model, not a curated record.